GUUCGAGCCCUACUAAGCCUACCAUCCCAUAAGUACAAUCGAAGUCUCCGCCACCCUGCGGAUCUCAAUGACGCGGCGGCACCUGGAACCACACACACUGCUGCCGCUGCCCUUCGUUAUCGCCUCCUACGCUUACCACUCACCCACGCUAGGGCUAAGACUGAAAGUUGCUCUUCUGAUUCAUCCUGUCUUUCAAGGAGAGGAUCGAUAUGUUUUCCUUCUUUUUUCAGGUGGUCCGCGAACCUCCGAGAGGAGGAGCGAAGCAACGACCCAAUUCUUCGAUUCAAUUACUUUUCCAACCCUGUGGAUGUAGAAAAGUGUGUGAAUGGCACACGCAAGAUUGGGAAUGUGCUGAAGAGCCGGUCCAUGCAGGACUUCAUGUUCUGUGAAUGGUUUGGAGCUCGAAAUUUCAGGUUCGUCGGGCCUGCAUUGCCUGUUGACCAGUUUGACUAUGUGCAGAUGGCUUUUUUUUGUCGCCGAAUCCGUUUCCCAGCACGGAGUGUACAUAAAUCUCAGCGGCCUUCCUUGCAUCAAUUGGCACUAUCAAGUCGGAAUCAACAGCAAGAGGAAAGGAAGAAGUCCCAAACGCGGCCAUCUCAUGCCAGAGCUCUUAUUCCGACAAGAAGAGCACUAGCCCUUACUAAUGGUAAAUUGAAAUCCGUUCCUGGACUUAAGAAGGAAAGGAAAAACAGAUUAUGCCACUCGUGUCCUAGGACUAGUUCUUGA
Striga asiatica is the source of this 726-nucleotide messenger RNA. The record is from the annotation of a GenBank genome assembly. NCBI's taxonomy places the organism in Eukaryota, Viridiplantae, Streptophyta, Magnoliopsida, Lamiales, Orobanchaceae.